AUGGCCGUUGUAUACGGAGGUUCUGGCACUGGAGGAGAUGAUGACCCCGACCGCCGCCGUUUGCCCCCCAAUCCUCCACCUCCACUACCUCCGCCUGAUCUACCUGAAGACGAAUACGAUAUCGGCUUCCGCAAAUGUCGCAAGUGCGGCCAGAACAAGACGCUUGCGCACUUUCGCUACGGCAAAGGACAGCACAGCUUUGUGCGCGACUGCUUCGCUUGCCGCAACAUCAUCGCCGAUGCAGAGGGCAACGUCAGUCUCGCAAACCGGCCGUCCGUUAGUGAUCGAGGUCGGACUGCAGCACGUAAGGACCUGCCUAGCGUUGAAGCCAUCGUCCGAGCAGAGUGUUCGCUCCAACAAACACUGGGCCCUCCACAUUACGAUGUGUCAGCAGGACGAGGUCAACAACUCGCACCAAACCCGCUUACUCGACAGACAUCUGGCUCAACAGGCUUCGCACCAGGUCCACUCGCAGGCUCGAAGCGUACAGCGCUAGAUCUCGCAGGACCGUCGAAGCUGAGGCGCAGAGGCGCAGAGGCGGCAUACUAA
Messenger RNA from Zymoseptoria tritici IPO323, 549 nucleotides. RefSeq lists its product as uncharacterized. The coding region runs from base 1 to 549 and encodes 182 amino acids. Lineage: Eukaryota; Fungi; Ascomycota; Dothideomycetes; Mycosphaerellales; Mycosphaerellaceae. The record is from RefSeq and is a predicted model, not a curated record. The transcript has a single exon.